Messenger RNA from Melospiza georgiana, 1993 nucleotides. It is a transcript of the gene C21H17orf75, whose product is annotated as chromosome 21 C17orf75 homolog. The coding region runs from base 25 to 1194 and encodes 389 amino acids. The record is from RefSeq and is a predicted model, not a curated record. The transcript has 10 exons. Gene Ontology annotation, cellular component: trans-Golgi network. Lineage: Eukaryota; Metazoa; Chordata; Aves; Passeriformes; Passerellidae.
GGCACAGGCGGGGCCGGGGCCGCGAUGCUGCCGGCGCUGCCGGACGGCGAUGAGCGGGAGCUGGAGAGCAGCGAGGAGGGCGGCGGCGCGGGCGAGGAGCGGCGGCCGGAGCGGCACGGCUGCACCUACCACGGCCUCUAUGGCUACCGCAGGUCCUCGCAGGCGGGAGCCGCCGCCGGGGAUGGCAGUGCCGGCGGCACCGUGGCGCACACACCCUCCACCGAGGACUUCAGCCUCUCCUUGCUGGACACCAACCUGCCCGCCGAAGCGGAGACGGAGUUGCGCAGUUUCAUCGCUAAGCGCCUUACUAAAGGAGCGCUCUUUGAAGGAAUGGGGAAUGUAGCAUCAGUGGGGCUGAGCAUACCAGAAGGUAAAGUUGGGUGUUACUACUGUAGUUUCCAACAAGAAAGUCUUCUGGAAAUGGCAACGUUGGAAUCAGACAUUAAUGCUCCAGAAUAUGUGGUUUGUUUCUUAGGUGGCUCAGAGAAAGGUCUGGAACUUUUCAGACUAGAGCUGGACAAAUACAUUCAAAAUCUGAAGAUAAAUCUUGAUUUGGAGCAAAAAAACUUGGAGGCCUGUGUUAGCCCAUACCUGAGGAGCUGGUUUGAAGAUGCCAUCUGCCCUAUCCAGAGGGUUGUGCAGCUCUUCCAGGACAAACUUGCCUCUCUGCUACAUGCUGCUCUGAGUUACACUCCUGUAGAAGUCAAAAAUGCAGAUGAAAGAACAGAAAAGGACAUCAGCAGGUUCCUGGCAGCUGCCAGUCUCCAAGGACUUGUCCAGGAAGGCACAAUGACUUCUCUGUGCAUUGCCAUGACAGAGGAACAGCACAAGUCCAUGGUUAUAGACUGUAGUGGACCUCAGCCCCAGCUGCAUAAUGCAGGAAGCAACAGAUUCUGUGAGGACUGGAUGCAAGCUUUUGUGAAUGGUGCUGAAGGUGGAAAUCCAUUUCUCUUCCGGCAGAUUUUGGAAAACUUUAAAUUGAAGGCUAUCCAGGACAUUAACAACCUGAAGAGGUUUAUCCGCCAGGCUGAAAUGAACCACUACGCCCUCUUCAAGUGCUACCUGUUCCUAAAGAACUGUGGCAGUGGAGACAUCCUGCUGAAGAUUGUGAAAGUAGAACAUGCAGAAAUGCCAGAGGCCAGGAACGUAGUGACCGUCCUGGAGGAAUUCAUGAGAGAAACAUCAGUGGCUUAAAAUUAUCUUAUGUAUAAAUCAUUAAUUUCUUCUGUGCAGUGCAGCUAUUGCUGGAUUUUUAAUUUAUAUUUAAAAGUAUUGUCCAAGUCAAAUCUUAGCUGCAGUUUCACCUGCCUUUUCUUGGUUUUAGACAAAGCACUAUGAGCUUUUUUAAUGUGUACAUAUCAGAUAAUACAAACUCCUGCAGAGUUUUCAGAUUCUCCAACUGACUUGCUCCUGUUCUGAGGAAAUCAUGACAUUUGAUUUUUAUAGUCAUUGCAAAACCAAACCUAAAUCCCUUACCUGGCAAGCAUGUCACUGUUCUAAAUAAUUUAAAUAUCUUUAAAAUAAUUUAGAUCUGGCUGCUUUGUUUUUAUAAAGAAGUGCAAACAUCUGGAUAGAUCUAGAUAAUGAAUUAAUCAUUUUAGUUUAGAAAUGAGAAUCUAGGUACCAAGUCUGUGUCUGGUUUCUGCUUUCAAACUGCUGGUUUGUUCUGCUGCCACUGGAUAAACAAGUUGGUAGCUGUAUGAAGCAGAGCUGCCUGAAGACUGAGCCAUUGCUGUGGUCAGUUUGUAUGUGCCUGUAUGUGUGCAUACACACACACAACAGGUACCUGAAAUUUCCAGGCUAUUUGAUGUAUCCUCUUCUUCCUUAGGCUGAGAUGUGAUCAAGACCUUCUUUGUAUGUUCUUAUAUUACAGUUUUGCAUAACUGUCAAUAAUGCUAUGUUUUUCAGUCAUGAAGAAACUAAAGAGUUUCUUCUUUAACAUUUAAUAUUAAGACUUUUCCAGAAUUUGAAAUAAAUGAACUUCCCAAAUUAA